Colletotrichum truncatum is the source of this 2466-nucleotide messenger RNA. RefSeq lists its product as uncharacterized. Lineage: Eukaryota; Fungi; Ascomycota; Sordariomycetes; Glomerellales; Glomerellaceae. The record is from RefSeq and is a predicted model, not a curated record.
AUGGAGGUUGUAAUUCCACCAAGAGCUCAUGGGCCACCCUAUAGAUAUACAUAUGAUGAGAAUGGCGAGGUUGAAAAAAUAGAAAGGGUGCGUGAGGAAAACAGGAGAGCCAGCGAACAAGAACAGAGACAAAGCACAGUCAGCAGACAAACGGUACAAUGGCCUUUUCUUCGUCACCAGAGUUCUGCUUCCGACGUGGCCUCAUCGAGGCCGUUCACUGGCUUCACGGGAAGCUUCCCCUCGACUUUUCCCACGGAGAGAGAGCCGCCGAGGAGGGCGACAUGGGCGCCGGGCAAGCGCAAUUCCACAACCACCAUACUCGAAAAUAUCGUUCCAGACUACAUUGUCAACUACAUCAGAGGAGAGACGCCCGAGACCAUGGCAAGGAAGAGGGAAGAGAAAAAGAGACAAACGGAAGGCGGCGAGCUCGAGUCACAAGUGCCCGAAGAAUAUGCAGAGGAGGUAUUUUACCACGAAGCGACCACACACAGCAUGUCAACAGCCUCAAUGAGCGAGGACUUGGAGCGAAUCGUGCCGCGGCGCCGGGAGAGGCACAGCGGACAAAGUUCUUUUAGCAGGAUGAAAUCAGGAUGGAGGGCUGGCAUCGCACUGAAUAUCGUCAUCGGGUUUGUCAUCCUCAUUGUCGCCAUCGUUUGUCUGGUUCUUGCACUGGUGGUGGUCGGCAUGAUCAGAGGCGAGAGCAAGCUUUUCGGAGGCUCUUGUUCCAAGUCAGAGGAUAUCAAGAUCGGGCUCUUUGUAGCCAUAAACGUCAUUACCAUCAUCCUCCUCGCCACCGCCAAUUACGUCUUUCAGGUUCUGAGUAGUCCGACACGCAUCGAGAUCGAGAUGGCACACGAUGCGCACCGCUGGGUCGAUAUUGGAGUUCCUUCGUUGAGGAACUUGCGCUUUGUUUCUAACCCUAGGGUUGUUCUGACGGUCAUCAUUAUGUUGGCGGCCGUCAGCACCCAGGUAAUAUAUAAUGCCGUAAUCUUUACAACACAGCCUGCCUUCGCUCACGAAGUCGCCUUCGUUACCGAAAACUUCCUCUCCUCUGGCCAGUUUAGCAACGCGUCCGCAACCAACGCCGGUGGGCUUCCCAGGAUUGAGAUCCUAAACCUUCAGGACCAGGCUUCUCGUGGGCAACUGACGAACCUCACCACCACCGACUGUUUGGAGAAGUUUAGUGGCAUGUUUCAGUCUGACUUCAGCGCAGUUGUGCUGGUUACUGAUAGCCCCUCGACCAGCAACUCUCUCGUUCAGACUGCCGCGUCAGGAUCUUCACUCGCGCAAUUCGUUGACCCAGCAAACCCCUCUGUCAUCAAGGUCGGCGAUUCAACAGUGCAGUACUGCCUGGUUCGUUCCGAGUUGCCCGAGUCGUGCUCCGUGGUUCUCAACGGCUCCCUUCUCGGCGUCAUUGCCAUUCUCAAUCUCGUCUCAGUCUCGGCGAUUGGUGCCGUCUAUUUUUUCACGGGGUUCGAGCCUCUCGUCACCCUUGGCGACGCCCUCGCAUCUUUCAUCACUCAGCCAGAUCAUAGCACCAAGGGCUCCUGCCUGCUCGAUAAGAAAGACGUUAAACAAGGCCGAUGGGGGUACAGUGAAGCCAAGUACUGGAUCUCUAAGGACCACUUCUGGUUCCAGACCCCCAGCUUGUCUCUCUGGGCAGUCUGGUUCCUCACUUGGGCCGUGCCAGCUGGUCUCGCAGCCGCGGCGCUCGGUGUACCUCUCAGCAAAGAUCCUUCUGCCAGCCUCAGUCCCUUUGGCCGCUCCCCAGACCAAGAGUUGUUUAUCCUCCCCAGCGGAGGUGCCCGCGCAGGCUUCGCCCUCAUCGCCGCCCUCCCCCAUCUUCUUCUCGCGGCUCUCUACCUGUCUACCAACGCUCUCCUAUCCACCUACUUCGUCUCCCACGAGAUGAGCCAGUUCGCGUUGCCAGGCCUCACCCUGCCUCUGCGUGUCAGCUCUGGUCGGCCCAUGGGCGCGCAGACGACAAGCCUAUACCUGACCCUCCCACGCCCGUACUCCUGGCUUCUCCUCGCUCUUUUCACCGCUGCGGGCUUCGCGCUCAGCCAAGCCGUUGUUGUCGUUUCCGUGGACAUGCUUCCCGCAGCCAAAGGCGUACGCUUCCCCGCGCCACUCAACGGCGUUGGCUUCAGCGGUGUAGGCCUCCUGGCCUUUCUGGCUCUCCUCAUUCUGAUCGCGGGUCUGGUCCUUGGCCUUGGUCUCCGCCGCGCGGAUCCUACGCCCACACGUGUCGACGGCGUGCCGGCCGGGAACCCGCUUGUCUUGAAGGGCGGGAGCUGCUCCGCUGUCAUCAGCGCACGGUGCCAUCGGUCACCGGACGACAUCAGCGCUGCCUUCCGCGAGGUUGCUUGGGGUGUUCUCCACGAGGGCACCGGAACCAAUUUCGGACACGCAGCAUUUUCAAGCCUGCCCGUUACCGUGCUCAACCCCAUCAAGAGCUACGCUUAG